GCCGGUGAAGAAGAAGAGAAAAGCCUCCGGGGUGGCAGUGGCGGAAGACGGAGGCCUCAAAAAGUGUAAAAUCUCCAGGUCCUGAUGAAGUUGUAGGGCCAGAAGGAAUGGAAAAAUUUUGUGAAGACAUUGGUGUUGAACCUGAAAAUAUUAUUAUGUUAGUUUUAGCGUGGAAAUUGGAGGCUGAAAGCAUGGGAUUUUUUACCAAGGAAGAAUGGUUAAAGGGAAUGACUUCAUUACAGUGUGACUGCACAGAAAAGUUACAGAACAAAUUCGAUUUUUUACGCUCACAACUGAAUGAUAUUUCGUCAUUUAAGAAUAUUUACAGAUAUGCCUUUGAUUUUGCAAGGGAUAAAGAUCAGAGAAGCCUUGAUAUUGAUACUGCUAAAUCUAUGUUAGCUCUUCUGCUUGGGAGGACAUGGCCACUGUUUUCAGUAUUUUACCAGUACCUGGAGCAAUCAAAGUAUCGUGUGAUGAACAAAGAUCAGUGGUACAAUGUAUUAGAAUUCAGCAGAACGGUCCAUACAGAUCUUAGCAACUAUGAUGAAGAUGGUGCUUGGCCUGUUCUUCUUGAUGAAUUUGUUGAGUGGCAGAAAAUCCGUCAAACAUCAUAGCAGGAACUGUUGUGAAGAAAAUGCAAACUUUUUGAUUCCUGUAUGUGUACAAGCUAGUAAGUUGAGCAGGAAAAUCCCAAAGGGUGCAUUUUCAUUCAUACGAAAGACUUCUAGUACUUUUUUUUUCCUUUUUUUUAAAGGAAGUUUUCUUGUUACAUGUGAUGGGCAUUGAACCACACCUCUUCUGAGACUGAAUAUUGACAUUUUUGUUUCAAGUUAUGUUUUUAACAAUAAAGAUUCAGAUUUGUGACAAAGGCCUUAAAGUGAAGAUGUCCCUUGAGUGUCAGAGUGGUAUUUAUUUUUGUAAAUUUGAAAUCUUGAAUUUUUCAAGUUCUAACUCAACAUGAAUUUGGGGAAUUUUAAAGAUCUUAGCGUUUGACGAAGUAGUCUGCUGAUGCCAUGGCCCCCUACGCUGGUCUGCACAGCUGGGAAGGUUCACGCCGAUCGAGUGGCGAUGGCUUUCUGAGCAGCUGGUCGGUGCCACUUCCAGGUUGCAGCAGUGCUCCAACUAGCAGCUCUGGGGUGUCUGGGAGCCGCCACAGUCUUAGGCACACAUGUCUUUUCUGAAGAGUUUAAAGUUGGAAGAUUAUGUCCAGUUAUUUUUGUUUUUUAACCUUUAGUAUUUUUAAUAUGCAUAAAUGAGCAUUGCAUGUAUAUUCCUAACAUGAAUUUUUAAGUUUUCUGUAUUUCUGUCAUUUAAAAAGUUUCUUUUAUAUUUGAAAAAAGUUGAUAAACUAAUGGUCUUAAAAUCAAAUAUCUUUAUAAGAGAACUUGUAUUGUUGGUAAUGCAGGGAGUUUCUGUGAGCAGUUUUGUUUGCCUUAAAAAAUUAGGUCUGUUGUUAUUAGAUGGUCAAGAUACAUAUAGGAGCAGAUGAGGAAUCUUGAGGGAGCUGCAUGUAACUGCAAAUUCAGUUAGGCCAUCUACAUUGGUAGCGUCACAGUUUCGCUGCUCAUCCCAGUUUGAGAUGGCAGCCUUUCCUAAUUCACCAAAUAGGCACCUUUGAGUUGGCAGUGGGCCAUUUAUGCUUCCUUUUCCUACCACGAGGUAGCCCAGGCAGAGGACGACUUCAUUCACCUUCUCAGUGCACCACUCAGUAUUUCUAAUUUCAUUAUAUAAGUAGAGAGAACUAAACAGGAUUUUUUUCAUAUUAUGGAAAUGUAUUGAUUUAAGAUAAACAUUGCUUUGGAUGAUAAAUAUGUUUAAUAUGUGAUUUUCAGUAUUGAUUACUUAAUAGGAAUUUUAAGCUUUAUUGCUUUUUGGUUAGUGAACAAAAAGGAAAUAAUUACAUGCCUUCUUAAUGAGGUUAUUUUGUACAGUUUUGUAAAACAGUACAGUAGUUGGAAACAAUUUUCCUGAACAUCUUAUAGAUAAAAAUUUGUUAUAAUGUUCCUUUUAAGUAUUCAAAUGGAUUUAUUGGAAUUAAGCAUAUUAACAGUGAUAAGAUUUAAUCUUAUGAAUAUUUUAAUAUAUAAGUAUUUAAAUAUUUAGACCUUUGAACUUAUUUGACUCUUCUAAGGCGCAACUUUUAAACUUGAACAUUGUCCAUUUUUGUUUAAUUCUGAAACAGUUUAAGUAAAAUCUUACAAGAUGUCAAUUUAUAGUCUCACCUAAUAGUAAUGUCUUUGUCCUCUUCACUAUGAGAAAAAUAGGAAACAUUUAAAGGUGGCCUUUUAAAAAUUGAAAUAUAUGGAAACAUUUACUUGCUUACCCAAGAAUACCUUUAAGAUUUUUUGAAGCUGAAAUUUUAAAGCUUUUUUUUUUUUUUUUUUUUUUUUUUUUUAGAGCAACAACCUUCACCCCACCCUGGCUCCAUCUCUUUCUCUUAACAUAUUUUACCUUUUUUUUCAUGACCUCACUUAAGUUGCCCAGGUUAGGCUCAAAUUUAGGAUCUUUCUGUGUCUGCCUUCCAGGGUGCUGGGAUUAAAGACAUGUGAUAUCUUUUGGCUUUUGCCUUCUUAGAAGUUGUAACAUUCAUCUUUCUUAGAGGCAGAUUUACUUGUUCUUAUUCUUCAGUCAGGGUGUUUGGGGGCUGUGUCCCUUCUUUCCUUUCUUGAGUGUACAGCAUUUAAUUUAUAGAAAAUCUUUAGAUGUUAAAUAAACAGGACAGUAUUUGGGAGCCUAAACUAUAAACAAGAAAUCUGUUUUGGUUCUUUUUAUGACUAAAGUGCCUUCCCAGGAGUUCUGUUGUGAAACUUUCAGAUUUAUUUCCCUUGUACAGAAUGUAACACUCUAUGGUGCUUUAUAACAUGGAGUUGACUUGCUUCUUCUAGAAUAGUAUCCAAAUGUAACACUACUGAAGGCAGUGGUCAAGUCUCAG
This is a messenger RNA of Octodon degus (degu), 2932 nucleotides long. RefSeq names its product defective in cullin neddylation 1 domain containing 5 (gene Dcun1d5). Gene Ontology annotation, cellular component: ubiquitin ligase complex. The coding region runs from base 108 to 614 and encodes 168 amino acids. Lineage: Eukaryota; Metazoa; Chordata; Mammalia; Rodentia; Octodontidae. The record is from RefSeq and is a predicted model, not a curated record. The transcript is spliced from 7 exons. Gene Ontology annotation, biological process: protein neddylation; positive regulation of ubiquitin-protein transferase activity. Gene Ontology annotation, molecular function: ubiquitin-like protein binding; ubiquitin conjugating enzyme binding; cullin family protein binding.